Molecule: messenger RNA, 438 nt
Organism: Rotaria socialis
Lineage: Eukaryota; Metazoa; Rotifera; Eurotatoria; Philodinida; Philodinidae
Source: the annotation of a GenBank genome assembly
AUGGCUAAUAUCAAAACUUUUUCAUCAAUUAUUAGAUUGGAUGAAGAAAUUGAUCGUCUUACGUUUCUUUGUGCGCGUAUUACUCAAAUAGCGUCAAAUAUUCGAUCAGUUCACUUGUCUACAGUUAAUUUAUCUGUUGAAAAUACUCAAUCACGUCUCGAUUCACUUUUGUCCAUGGCUGAACAUAUUGAAGGUUCAACUAUUUUACUUGAGUCAUUAUUAGCUAUGGAACAACAAAAUUACAUGUUGACUGAGUACAAGAAAUUGACAAGAAUUCACUAUACUCGCAAUCAUUUAUUACAAUUACGACGACGUGUUACAUCAACGUUAUCGAAGGAAAUUAAAAAUUUACUGAAACAAGUAGUUGAACGUGAAAGUAAUGAUUCGGUUGAAAUAGAAAGAAAGUCAUGGAGAGAUAUAAGAACUAUUUUAAUCUAA